This is a messenger RNA of Phaeoacremonium minimum UCRPA7, 1179 nucleotides long. Its product is annotated as putative f-box and domain-containing protein. The record is from RefSeq and is a predicted model, not a curated record. Gene Ontology annotation, molecular function: cis-regulatory region sequence-specific DNA binding. The coding region runs from base 1 to 1179 and encodes 392 amino acids. The transcript has 2 exons. Lineage: Eukaryota; Fungi; Ascomycota; Sordariomycetes; Togniniales; Togniniaceae. Gene Ontology annotation, cellular component: nucleus.
AUGCUGUCGCACACCGAGAAGAAGCGACCUUUCACAUGGCAAGGCACCUGGAGAUCUACUCUCCUCGAACUGCCUAAAGGAAGGGAGGCCCGUAUUGAUUGCAGCAAUGUGUUCUCCGAUGUGUUGCAUCGGCCGUUCGUCUGCAGUAACAUCUCGCUAGACCAAUAUUGCAGCAACAUUUCGCGGGCAAACGAGAUCAAGCGAUUCCAGGAUCUCAGUUAUGAGAAUUUCGCGGCUGAUUGGGCCGACAAGCCCUUCAUUCUUACAGAAUGUAUCAGGCCUUGGCCUGUUACCAGGUCCUGGAAUGUUAGCAAGCUCCUGAAGCUAUAUCGUGAUGUCGAGUUUCGAGCUGAGGCAGUGGACUGGCCGUUUUCGACAUAUUACGACUACAUGCACAGAAACCAGGAUGAGAGCCCAUUGUAUCUGUUUGACCGCAAAUUUGUGGAGAAGAUGAGCAUAACAGUCGGCAAGUCCGACGAUGCGGCUUACUGGAAACCAGACUGCUUCGGACCAGACUUGUUCGAGCUGCUCGGAGCUGAACGGCCAGCACAUCGAUGGCUGAUUAUCGGACCGGCAAGAAGUGGCUCAACGUUUCACAAGGACCCGAAUGGAACCAGUGCCUGGAAUGCGGUUAUACAAGGGUCCAAAUAUUGGAUCAUGUUUCCCCCAACGGUCUCCGUGCCAGGUGUCUAUGUGUCUCAAGACAACAGCGAGGUCACCAGCCCACUGAGCAUUGCCGAAUGGCUGCUCGAAUUCCACGAGGAAGCUCGGCAGCUUCCAGAAUGCAGAGAAGGUAUCUGCAAGGCUGGGGAGAUCUUGCAUGUGCCGAGUGGCUGGUGGCAUCUCGUUGUCAAUCUUGAGAGCGGCAUUGCGCUCACCCAGAACUUUGUUCCCAAUGCACACCUUGCAGAAGUGCUGUCCUUCCUUAAGGACCGAGCAGAGCAAGUGACUGGCUUCAAACGGGAGGUCGUCGAUCCUUACACUCUCUUCAUGAACCGCCUGAAGCAGCAAUAUCCAGGAUUGCUAGAGGAAGCGCUCAAGGAAGUUGAAAGAAGAAAUGGGAGAAAAAAGAGGAGAUGGGAUAUUGCCAUAGGCAAAGAAGAAACUGACGGGGCUCAACACGAGAGUACUGGUUUUAGUUUCGGCUUUGGAGGCGGUGAUGACGACGAAAUCCCAUGA